Serendipita indica DSM 11827 is the source of this 1743-nucleotide messenger RNA. The record is from the annotation of a GenBank genome assembly. NCBI's taxonomy places the organism in Eukaryota, Fungi, Basidiomycota, Agaricomycetes, Sebacinales, Serendipitaceae.
AUGGCCGAUUUGCUUAAACAACAAGGAAACAAGGCGUUCGCGGAGAAGCAAUGGGAUACCGCUAUAGAUCUCUUUACGCAAGCGAUUGCGCUGGAUCCGACGAAUCAUGUGCUCUAUUCGAAUAGGAGCGGUGCAUAUGCCGCCAAAAAGGACUGGGAUAACGCGCUCGUCGACGCGGACAAGUGUAUCAGCAUAAGUCCGAAUUGGAGCAAAGGGUAUGCGCGGAAAGGUGCAGCGCUUCAUGGUGGUCAUAAAUACGACGAGGCGAUUGCUGCAUAUGAAGAAGGACUCAAGAUUGAGGACUCUCCUGGGCUGAGGAAAGGUCUCCAAGAGGUUCAGCAGGCCAAAGAAGCUGAAGCUGCAGAUGAGGGUGCUGCGGGUAUCGGAAAGAUAUUCAGGGAUCCUGGGAUGUGGGCUAAACUAGCUGCGAAUCCAAAGACGGCACCUCUCCUCAACGACCCAAGUUUUGCUGCGCAGCUCCGAAUGAUGCAAGCGAAUCCUCAACUCGCCGGUAACGCAUUCAACGACCCACGAAUGAUCACUGUCCUCGGCGUGUUGAUGGGCAUCGACAUGCAGGCUUUUGCACGAGAAGAAGGGUCCGAUGAGCUACCGCCUGGACUGAAGAAAGAAGACGCACCUGCACCUUCCUCCUCCAAACCGACCCCGACCCCGCCUAAACCAAGCCAGCCCGCCGCAGAUGUCAAGAUGGCCGACCCAGAGCCAGAGGAACCAGAAGAAGAAGAUGAAGAGGCUAUUGCUAAAAAGUCUGCGCUCGCGGAAAAGGCAAAGGGAAAUGACAGCUACAAGAAGAGGGAAUUCGACGCUGCAAUUGAGAGCUUUAAGAAGGCUUGGGAGUUGUGGCCAAAAGAUAUUACAUUCCUCACGAAUCUAGCUGCCGCACAAUUUGAAAAGGGAGACUAUGACGGAGCGAUUGCUACAUGCGAGACUGCUGUCGAGGAAGCGCGAUCACUACGAGCAGACUUUAAGUUGAUUGCCAAAGCCCUCGGUCGGAUAGGCACGUCCUACUUCAAGAAGGAAGACUAUGACAACGCAAUUAAGUACUUCCAAAAGUCUCUCACAGAGCAUCGAACACCAGACAUUCUCAACAAGCUCCGAGAAGCGGAGAAGAUCAAGAAGGAAUCAGAGAUACGUGCCUAUAUUAAUCCAGAGCUCGCAGAAAAGGCGAGAGAGGAGGGCAAUGCCAAAUUCAAGGCUGGCCUAUUUGCCGAUUCGGUUGCACACUACACCGAAGCCAUCAAGCGCGACCCCUCGGAUCCGCGGGCGUACAACAACCGAGCGGCGGCAUACACAAAGCUAGCCGCGCUCCCAGAAGCGCUGAAGGACGCCGAAGAGGCCAUCAAGGUCGAUCCAUCAUUCGUAAAAGGUCAUAUCCGGAAGAGCUUGGUCCUGCAUUCUAUGCGCGAGUACACCAAGGCUAUGGAGGCAGCUCAGGCAGCUCAGGAUGCCGAUGUGGACAAGAAGCACGCACGGGAGAUCGAUGACCAGAUGCAAAAGAUUUCCCUGGCGAUGUAUACCCAACGCGCGGGUGAGACGGAGGAAGAGACUCUGCAACGUGCGAUGCGUGAUCCAGAAGUUGCGUCCAUCAUGCAAGACCCAGUUAUCAACCAGAUCUUGCAGCAGGCUCAGCAGAACCCAGCUGCACUUGCAGACCACAUGAAGAACCCGGUCGUCAACGCUAAGAUUCGAAAACUCAUUGCUGCAGGCAUUAUCAGGACGCGCUGA